CUCGCCUAUUCCGAACCAGUCUAUAUAUCGGGGUCAUUUCCAAGCUUUUUAGCAGCCGGCGCGCAUACGUCAAAAAAAAAACGUAAGUUAUGUUUUAGUUUUAUAUCUAAUGCAUUAAAGUAGUAACUCAUUGCUGGUAAAUGUUCAAGUUAUUCUUAUAUAAUCCAUACUUGCAACAUGUCCAAAUGCCGUAUUUUUUCUGUAUGCGUAAAUCUGACGAAUGUAAACAAAGAAAUCAGAUUCAAGAGGCGCUUGCGUUUCAGUUAUUUGACGAAAUGAAACGAAAUGGGUAUUAAAAAGAAGGAAUUUUUACGCUCUUUCCAGACAUAUAUGCCACAUAUAAAACAACUUGACCAUUAAGAUGCAUAAAAAGGAAAUAUAGCUGGCAUACAUUGUGCCUAUUCCCAAUCACACAUUUUCAGUUACGUUCUGCUGAAUGUUGUUUAAAGAUCGCAGAAAAAAAUGUUGGUUGUGUCCAAAAUAUUAAUUUAUGUUAUUAAGCCCCCCAUGAGUGGUGGGGGCAUAUAGAUUUGGUCUUGUCCGUGUGUCCGUGCGUCCGUCUUUUCGUCCGUCCGUCCGAAGUUCGUGAGGCACUUAGCUCAAUAAGUGUUUCAUAUAAAUUGAUUAAACCUUGCAUGACUCUAUCAUGAAAUGAACUUGUGCACCUCAUAUCUUUCGUCUAGCUCCGCCCCCUAUUUCCAGAGUUACCGCCCCUGAAGUAGUAAAAACGAUGCAUUUUUUACCUUGUGACGCGCCUAGCUCAAAAAGUACUUGAUAAAAAUUGAUGAAAAUUUGCUUGAGUCCUUAUCAUGAUAUAAAAUUGAGCACCUAUUAUUUUUCGUCUGGCUCUACCCCUUAUAUUGUUGAAGUUAUGGCUCCUGAAAUAGUAAAAAUGCACAUUUUCACCUAAUGACGUGCCUAGCUCAAAAAGUAUUUGAUGUAAAUCCAUGAAACCUUGCAUAAGUCUUGACCAUGAUGUGACCUUGCACACUUGGCAUUAUAUAAAUUCCAGAAUAAUGCAUUAGCGGACCUAUGUACAUAUUAUUUUAAAUAAUAAUAUUUUUUAUUUCAGAUGGGAAAACCUAAAAGAAAGACAUGCCAAAGCCCUGCACAAGUUUCUGCAACAAAAGUGAGAAAGAAAUAUCUGUCACCAGCAAAGAAAGCCAAGACUGCCAAAUCUCCAGGGAGAGCGAAACGGGCACUAUAUAAGGUAGAAAACGAUAACAUUUCUUUAAGAAAAGCAGCUAAAGAUAUGAAUAUUUCCUAUUCUUUCCUUCAAAGGAGGGCCAGUGGUGCGGUGGACAUUGAAAGUAAAAAUGGACGUAAACCUGUGUUUACAAAAGCAGAGGAAGAAAAAAUGGCCCAUUACUUAUCUGAAAUGGCUGCUCGAGGUAUGGGUUUGAGAACAACAGAAUUUCUGAACUUUGUAGGAAAUAUCAUAAUAAAAGAAAAGCGCCCUAACCCAUUUACAGACAACACACCUGGCUAUAAAUGGUACAGAGGGUUUAUGGAAAGAAAUAAACAUAUAGUUGAGAAAAGAACUGAAACACCUUUAGAAGCAUCAAGAGCUAAAGUUACCCCAUCUGUCAUUGACGAGUGGUUUCACAAAUAUAGGAUGUUUAUUUCAGACAACGAGUUACUAGAUAAGCCCGAGCGCAUUUACAAUGCUGACGAAACCGGAUUCACAAUGGGUAGCAAGUCAGGAAAAGUGAUUGGUCCAUCUAAAAGUGUUCAUUCUGGUCCUGUUCCACAUGUCUCUGGAGGCAAAAGUAAAGAACGUGUAACUGUUAUGUACUGCGCCAAUGCAGCAGGCACCGUGAUUCCGCCAUAUUUUGUGUUUGCUAAGCCAAAACCGGUGUCAUAUGACCACCUUGCAGGUACAGCAAAAGGUUCAGAUGCAGCUUACACUGAUAAGGGGUGGAUGGAUGUUCCUACUUUCAAGAAGUUUAUUGGUCAUUUAGAUAAAUAUGGCGAAAAAGAAAGGCCCAUCGUGCUCCUUAUUGAUAGUGUUGGAAGUCAUGUCAACAUAGAGUGUUUUAGUGAGGCAAAAGAACAUGGAAUAGAAAUCUACAGGCUAGUUAAAAAUGCUACACAUAUUAUGCAACCACUUGAUGUUGGCGUAUAUGGUCCGCUAAAAAGUGCGUGGUAUAAACAUUUAAGAGUACAUAACAGGGAACAUCCAGAUGAUCCUGUAUGUAAGAAAACCUUCGCAAGACAUCUACAUGCUGCCUUCAUGGAUUUCUACAAACCCCUCACUGUUCAGCAUGCUUUUACUUCAGCUGGUAUAUUUCCUAUACAGCGCGAAGCUAUUUCUGAUACAAGACUGAAACCUGCUCUGACCUAUGAAAGUUGUCAACAAAGUGACCAAUGCAAUGUGAAUUUGGUCUGCACACCGAGUACACAAGAGUUACAUGUAGAUCAACUGCCACAUGAAAAUCCAACAUCAGGUUUAGAUGUGCUUGUGCAAGCGGUGGAUAUAGUAGGAGCCAGUAAAUCACAGAGUAGAUCUGAAAGUAUAUCACCACAUGUUCAAGAAGCAAUUAAACUACCUGUUGUUAAGGAGAGUAAAAAGAAACAAGUUAGACUUAGUGAUAAACUGGCCGACCACCUGACAUCAGGCGAAUCUUUGAAAACAGCUGGCUUGAAAUCUCUUGAAAAAGUUGAAGCGUUUGCAAAAAAAGAGAAGAAGGCAAAAGAAAAGUAUCUGCGUCAGAUAAGCAAAGAAACAAAACGCACCCAAAAAAGUGGAAAAUGUAAAAGCAGUAAAGUUAAACAAACACCUGAACCAAUACCAGUCACUCAGUCCUCUUUAGUCGUACUAUGUGUAUUAUGUCAAACUGAUGAUCCGAAUAUUAAGCAGUGGAUAGCGUGCGACGUAUGCGAUUCCUGGCUCCACGUACAGUGCAUUCCUGUAGAUCACCAGUGGGAUAGAACUGCAUUGUCCGAGCAGUCUGUCCAGUUUGUAUGCCCAAAAUGUGUAUUGCUUGACUGAGAGCAUAAUUAUAUACUUGUAACAUCGAAUAUGAGCAUAUGAUGUGAAUUGUUGAAAUGCAAAACGUUGUAUAAUUUACCAGUUUAUUACUUGUUCAAGUGUUAAGUUGUUUACAGUAGACAUGAUAGUUAGAAUCCUUAAACUGAAUUAAUAUGUUAUAGAAAUUAUCUCUCAUAUUUGUUGAUUGUCUUUAUUUGUACUGCUAGUCAAACUUGAUCUUAAUAUAUGAAUCAAUGUUACAUAACAUGUCGGGUUAGUUUUUAUAAUUUUGAAAACUUAAAAAAGAAACGUUGUGUAGUAGGGUAGAGUAUAAGGGCGAACUUAUACUGCAUUGCUAUUGAAUAAGCUUUUAUAGCGACGUGUACCUAGAAUGUCCGCCUUAGGUGUGAGGGGUCCCGGGUUUGAUUCCCGGUCAGGCCGGAAGUAUUUUCAGUCUGUUACAAUUGUGAAUUCAUUUAUUUUUUAGGAUCACAAGGAUGUCGAUGGAACAGAGACGAUGGUAACAAUCAAGAAUUGUGUUAUCAAGGGAUACCAUGAUUUUAAAAUAAGACCGCCGUUGCUGUUAACCUUACGAGUAGAUAGAGAGUACACAAACAUCCAUGAUGUCAGUGCAUGUCUAGUAUGGCUCCCGGAUACCGUUAGUGGUGAUCAGCUAAAUCUUGAGACAGAUUCUAAAAGAGG
Molecule: messenger RNA, 3673 nt
Organism: Mercenaria mercenaria
Lineage: Eukaryota; Metazoa; Mollusca; Bivalvia; Venerida; Veneridae
Exons: 1
Coding region: 1073-2992 (639 amino acids)
Cellular component (GO): nucleus
Molecular function (GO): DNA binding
Source: RefSeq, a predicted model, not a curated record